AGCGUGUUCCGUGCGCCAAAAUCUUCGGCUCCGAUCCUACUCUACCUCCCUCCAGGGCCAGUGGUAGAGAAAAGCCUGGAAGAUGAGGAGCGCGUGAUAACAACGCUACAAGACUCAAGUGCUGCGACUGUUGUCCGCAUCAAUUACCGCGCAUCAUCCUUGAACCAGUAUCCUACACCUUGUCAUGAUGUAUUGCUCGGUUAUGACUGGGUCUGCGAGCAUUUGCUUAUCGAUGAAUUCUCGCGACCCUAUCUAGCCCGUCUUGGUGUAUGCGGAGAACUCGUAGGCGGCUCCUUGGCAACGAUGCUGGCCCUGACAGAGUGCCGCCUUGGAGAGAGUCGGAUUGGUGCCGCAGCUGUCAAUAACCCAAUCGUAGAUUGGGUAUUCCCAGACGAGCUUGCAGUCAUCCAACCCGAAGAUCUCCCAGAGCCUCAGUAUGGCGAUGAAACACAACUUCCUGCCGACGAAGACCUGGCUGGUUCGUUAGCGAUUCGUGAAGCUGUAGAAAACCUGCAAACUGAACGCAAGCGACCCAAGAAACGUUCCCCAAAAACACCACCUCCGACGUCUUGGCAGGCUAACAGAGACAACACAAUCAUACCUGCUAGGACUCUGUCGGAGCAGCGUGACGUCCUCUUCAAGAAGCCACAAGACUAUUUCGAUCGAUUCGCUUCACCCAUCCACUUCUUUCGUUCUCCCCAUGCCCAACUAACCUUUCCACCACAAGACGACAUCUUCGCGUCGCUGCAACCCGAUAUACAGCCCCUCGACCCCGAGAUUCAGAUGGCCCUCAACCACUAUGCUACUUUUGAAGAAGCAGUCAAAGCCCCGCCAGCAAUACCCACGUUGAGCAGAUGUCGUGCUUACGCGCGAAACUACCCCCCAGGUGGUACCAUGCCACUAAGCUUACCAGUGUGGAACAUUACUACUGGCCUGCAGAGUCCGCUAUCCGAUACCACACACGAGCUGGCGAGGAUGCUACAACGCAGCAUUGCGCGUCAAAUUCUGAAAUCGCAUUCUGGCCGGUCGAGAUGGCUUGAUGCGGCAGAGAAGAGGCAAUACGAAGAUAUCGCCAAGGGGCGAGUAGAAGUAGAUUCGCACGAAGGCGUAGGUCUUUGGACUCAACCAGACGCGGAUGUAGAACAGAACCCACAAUUACAAGAGAUAGGAAUUUGGAUGAAACAACGCUUGGAGCCAGGCUUCGUCUAAACAAUGAAAGAUUGUUGAAUCUUGUCAAACUCCACGCCAGGUUGCCUCGCAAUCUUCAAUGCUUGAAAAACUGGAUUUGCAUGCUCAUUGUCAUCCUGAAUGUAGGGACAAUACGCAACUACAGCGUUUCCCGAACAAACGAACAAAGCGAUACAACAUGCC
Messenger RNA from Alternaria alternata, 1371 nucleotides. RefSeq lists its product as hypothetical. Gene Ontology annotation, molecular function: hydrolase activity. NCBI's taxonomy places the organism in Eukaryota, Fungi, Ascomycota, Dothideomycetes, Pleosporales, Pleosporaceae. The annotation marks the transcript as partial. The transcript has a single exon. The record is from RefSeq and is a predicted model, not a curated record.